AGUUCUCAAAAACCCAUGUGCAUUUGUUGACGGUACUACAUGUUUUUCAUAUCGACUUGUUUUUCAAUAAUUUAAUUAAUUGACCCCCAAAAUGGAGGAUUUUGAUAAUACUGCGAUGGAGGAAGAGUGUCAUACGGUCACUGGUGGUUCCACGGGCGGAAGAAAACCUCACUCAGUUAAAGUCCCUCGACUUUAUAAGGAAGCUGCCAAGGCUCUGAAGCAAAUUGAAGAGGGCCAAGGUCUUAAAAAUGCCGUCCACAGUCUAAAACAUCCCAAUAUGAAAGCGUUGACAGCGCUCGUAUCAGAGGCAUUACGACAUUCAGAACUACUUUCGAUCGUGGUCACAAAAUCAAAAAUUUUGGAACACGAGAAGGGUCUCUCGUACCAGGUGCCUCUGACCAAGAUUCUGAUUACUGAGCUGUUGUGGGGGAAGAAACGGCUGGGCGGAGAAUCCAAGCCAGUAACCACAGUGUUGUCAUAUAGGGAAAAAUUCGACAAAGUUAUCAACAAGAUUGAGAGAAAAAAUAGAAACAAGGCGAAGGAUUCCGCAGAUGCUGACGAUGUUCCUGUUACCAUUGAUUCAGUUGGAGUUAAAAAACCUCGAUAUGUUCGCGUCAAUACGCUUAAAACUGACUUAUCUACAACACUUGGCUAUUUGACGGAAGAAGGAUGGAUCCAACAAGAAACAGAAGAUUACUAUAACCUGACUGGCGACUACUUUGCUGUUGAUAAUUUUGUUGAUAACAUGUUAGUCUUUCCAAGUGGAACAGAAUUUUAUAAGCAUCCAUUGUACUUGGAUGGGUCACUCAUACUGCAAGAUAAGGCUAGUUGUUUACCCCCGCUGUGUCUGAAACCAAGAAUUGGUCGAGUUGUUCUUGACGCUUGUGCAGCCCCCGGGAUGAAAACAUCUCUAUUGGCUGCUCUAACAAAAAAUGAAGGUUCCAUCAUUGCUGUUGAACGGGAUACGAAACGUUGUGACACUUUGAGAACAAUGCUGGAAGGACUUGGAGCGACAAAUGUGACCAUUCUAAACAAAGAUUUCACAGAUAUUGUACCAAGCGAACAUCCCGAAGUAGAAUAUAUUUUAGUUGACCCUUCUUGCUCAGGAUCUGGAAUGUACAACCGUGUGGAAAUGCAACAUGGUCCUGGAGCAAAACGGAAUAAAGAUCGCUUAAAAGGCCUCGCUUUUUAUCAGAGGAAAUUACUUGUGCAUGCAAUGAAGUUUCCAAAGGUAAAGCGGAUCGUAUAUUCCACUUGUUCAAUCAAUUCUAGUGAAAAUGAGGACGUGGUGGCAGCAGCCCUGGAAUGGGGGGACGGUUAUGCAAUCGCAAAUCCCGAAGGUCAAGAAGCAGCACAAGACACUAUACAAGACACUUCGCAUUUCAAUUUCAGAGUGAAAGAAGCAUUAUCAGGCUGGACUCAUCGUGUCGAAAAUUCUAAUUACGAGUGGUCUAGUUUUUGUGUUAAAUCAAAUUUUGAAACUAAUUUUACAGAUGGAUUUUUUGUUUGUUGUCUUGAAAGAGUAAAAAACAAAUGACAGUAGUUCUUUGUACAUAUAUGCAGAAAAAUAAAUAUAGUUUUAAAUUUUUGCCAAAUGAA
Messenger RNA from Folsomia candida, 1599 nucleotides. It is a transcript of the gene Nsun5, whose product is annotated as 28S rRNA (cytosine-C(5))-methyltransferase. The record is from RefSeq and is a predicted model, not a curated record. Gene Ontology annotation, biological process: rRNA base methylation. Gene Ontology annotation, cellular component: nucleolus. Lineage: Eukaryota; Metazoa; Arthropoda; Collembola; Entomobryomorpha; Isotomidae. Gene Ontology annotation, molecular function: methyltransferase activity. The coding region runs from base 92 to 1537 and encodes 481 amino acids. The transcript has 7 exons.